ACAGUGGGAUCCUGAAUCUAUAUAGUGAAGACAAAUGCCUUAAAAAUGAAAACUGUUGAAAUGUUAUUUACUUUUAACUGAACUGCCAGGGAGAACAAAAAUUAAAUGCAUUUGGAUUUAACCCAUUAGUUAUGAGCUUGAGGUAGUGGGAGUACUCAUGCUGGCUAUGAAAUGCCGUACCCAGAAGACAAGUGAAAACCCUGGUGGAUUCAAAUAUCUCCUUGAUAGGCUCAGACUCUCUUAAUCAGCCUGUAAUGGAGCUAAUGGCUGUUUGUCAUCCUUGGAGAUAUAAAUUUCCUGGCGAUGUCUACUGCAGACAGUGCAUGAAGUAUGCUCUGUGUGCCAGCAAGGGCUGAUAAUCAGGGGAAGGGCAGGGUGCUUCAUUAGAGAGGAGGAGAAGAGCAGAAGCUGCCGGUAUACAGAACUCUGCUUUUCCACUACUGAGACAUGGAUAAUGCUGUUGAUGGACUGGAUAAGGCUUCCAUUGCGAACUCAGAUGGACCUACUACAGGUUCUCAGACACCUCCUUUCAAGAGAAAGGGUAAACUCUCUUCUAUAGGCAAGAUCUUUAAACCUUGGAAAUGGAGAAAAAAGAAGACCAGUGACAAAUUUAGAGAGACCUCAGCAGUGUUAGAAAGGAAGAUAUCCACAAGACAAAGUAGAGAGGAGCUGAUAAGAAGGGGAGUGCUUAAGGAAUUGCCUGAUCAAGAUGGAGAUGUAACUGUAAACUUUGAAAAUUCAAACGGGCACAUGAUAUCCAUCGGAGAGGAGGCCACCCAAGAGGAAAAUAUAGUAAAGUCUGAAGAAGGUAAUGGCUCUUUGUCUGAAAAAGCAACAUCUGUGGAAGAAAAAGCAGAAGAUAAGAAAGAGAACCCCGAAAACCACUCUGAAACACCGGCACACCCAGUUCCAGCUCCUCCUAAGCCCAAGCCUAAACCUAAACCUAAAAAACCAGCUGCACCUCCAAAGGGGGCCGCUGCUUUACAGGCAAGCCACAAAGGUGAUGAAGCACCACCCAAUAAAAAAACCACCAAGGCUCCUGGUAAGCAGCCCCCCAUCCCACCUCCAAAGCCAACAAGCCGAGGGGUAAAUCGAGAGGUCGCCAGUUCCUCUCACUUGAAAAAAACAGCUGUGUCCAAGUCAUCAUCUUCCCCCUCAACUUCAACCACCUCAUCUCGUUCCAAAGCUUCGAAGGAGCCAACUUCCAGCAAAACAGCUGCAGCGGGAACUUCACGGGGCAAAAAGAAAGCAGGGAAACAGUCAACCCCCCGGCCACCUUCCGAAAAAGCUGUUUCUGCCACAUCCAACCUCAAGGGAGAGCCUUUAGAAACCAGAGUGGAAAAUCUGAAGUCAGAUCCAUCUCUCCCCACUUCAGAAGAACAGAACACAGACAUACAGAAUAAGUCAGUAGUCCCUCCUCCACCUGUAGCACCACCUCCCCCUCCACCAGCUCCUCCUCUUCCUCUGGAAAAUCAGUCCAUUAAUGUCUCUGAUAUCCCAGCAGUCACCAUUAGCGAUGGGGCCAGCCUAUCUGUCUCUGCCUUAGACUCAAGUCAUCCUAAGACAGAAGAGGUGACAGACAGAACCACUCUUUCCUCAGAUACCAGUUUGGGUGUUAACAGAGAAAACACAAAAUGUUUGACAACCAAAGAAGAGCUGAUUAAGGAUGCGCCACGGCUAAUGAUUCCUGUUUUGAUGGGAGAGUCUUCUGAAUCUCUCAGCAGCACAGAGAUUGAAGUUCGAAGAGAGAACCAAGCUAAUGAUUCUGAUUCAGAUGGGCCUAUUUUAUAUACUGAUGAUGAUGAUGAUGAUGAUGAUGAUGAAGAUGAUAGUAGUGAAAGCGCUUUGGCAAGUAAAAUACGUCGCCGAGAUACUCUUGCCAUCAAACUUGGCAACAGACCUUCUAAGAAAGAAUUGGAAGACAAAAACAUCUUGCAGCGAACCUCUGAAGAGGAAAGACAGGAAAUUCGACAACAGAUAGGAACAAAGCUUGUCAGGCGAUUAAGCCAGAGGCCAACAAGUGAAGAGCUAGAGCAAAGAAAUAUCCUAAAACAAAAAAAUGAAGAAGAAGAACAAGAAGCGAAAAUGGAACUGAAACGCAGACUCAGCAGAAAGCUCAGUUUGAGACCAACAGUGGCUGAGCUACAAGCGAGAAGGAUUCUGCGGUUUAAUGAGUAUGUCGAGGUCACCGAUUCUCCUGACUAUGACCGCCGGGCAGACAAACCCUGGGCCAGAUUAACACCUGCAGAUAAGGCAGCAAUAAGGAAAGAGUUAAAUGAAUUUAAAAGUACAGAAAUGGAAGUCCAUGAAGAGAGUCGACAGUUUACAAGGUUUCAUCGCCCCUAAUGAAAUACAAGAUUAUUUUGAAUCAUUUACUGAUAACCUUUGGGGAAAACAUUGUUUCCUGAAGACCUGAGAUUGCACUGGAAUUUGAAUGUGUGUGUGUGUGUAUUGCAGCUUAACCUGUGAUUAAAAGAAUGGCCCUUUGUUUUAUUGGAGAAGAACUCCUCCCUUUUGUUGGAGAGCUCUGAUAUAAGGAAAAAGGGAAAGAUGUAGUGGUCCUUUUUGUCCAGCAAGUGUUGAUGGUAAGAGAUACUCUACUUCAGCCAUGACCAACUUACAUGGUUAAACAGACUUAUUAAUUAGAAUUUGACCAAGGAAGAUGGCAGAAGACAAUCGUGAGCUUUCUUUUUUCAGGAAUUUACAUUCAGGAAUACAAAGUUUUAUGGUAAUCAAGGAAAAUGUGGACUGGGAUUAUGAGGCACUGGGAAUCAAGGUGGAAGAGGAAAAGGAAAAAAAUAAGUACAUCAGCUUAAUAGAAGUCAGACAACUAAGGUUUAAAUGUAUUUUUUGACAUGGGAAUUUGUUAGGUAAGAAUGAUCACCCAAGAAAGGAUUUAAAAGUAUGACUACCUAAUGAUUCCAGUCUGUCUUAGGAAGACUGUUGACAUUUCAUCAUUACUUUUAUAAAACACAGUAGUUUUAAUUUAUUUGGUGUGAGUAAACCCAGUUGCCAGGAAUGAGUCUAAGUGUUUUCAUACAUAUUUUUCAUAAAUGCAAGAGGCUUGCACAGACUCUUAUCCAGCAUGCUUAAAGAAACUAUGUUGCAUGCUCAAGUAGCAAAACUAAACAUGCUUUACAUAUUUUUAUACUCUUACUCAAUGUACCUUCCAUGCUGUUAGAAUUACAGGGGUGGGAGUAAAGUAGGAAAUAAUGUGAUUCUUUAGGACUGCAACAAGUUUAGAAACAGACUAUAUGGUUUUUGUUUCAAGCUAUUAUCUCAGAAGUGAGAAUGCCCUUCCUAUGAAGAAAAGUAAUUGACAAUCAUGAUACCAUUUUGAUACCAAAUUAAUUUUGAACCCAAAGUCAAAACUCAAGUGAAUUACAGGUGUCCUGCCUAUAAUUAGUUUCAAACAGAAAUUAUCAGAACUUUAGUUUUUAUUUAUUUAUUAUUAUUAGUUUAAAUGCUGCAUUAUUUGGGAUCUUUCAAAUGCUGCUACAAAGAAAAAUGUGUGGAUUAAUAAGUACUCAGCAAGAGACUUUAAAACUUCACAUAAAUUCUGCUAAAUUAUGUAAAAAAUGCUUAGUCUCAUUUUAAUUUGUAAAAUGUAUCUGAGUAUAGUAUUAACUAUCAAAGAAAAAUGAUCAGUAAGACUGGAGUAUGGGGGGAAAUCUGGGUAUUUUUUAUGUUGGUCAAAGGUGAGGUCAGUAUUGUUUACACUAAGGUAUUCUCUAUUGUCUUACUUGUUAACACUUCCCAUUGAGUGUGUGCAUUAUGUGACUCCUCCCAAAUACCUGUAUCCAUAAAGAGAGGUUAUAAUUCUUUUGUUUAAACUUUUUUUUAAAUGUAUGUAAAUACUGUAAUAUGUUUAAUAAUAAUUUGUAAGCCCGUUCUCCUUUUUUUAAUACAUAAAAAUAUUGAUAUUAAGGCAAGGUUUGAGUAGGGUUUUCACUUUUCCCUCAGAUCAUGAGCUGGAUAUUCCUGAAUGUCUUUGGUUCAAAAUAGUGAAGAUUAUAAUUUUGAUUUCAGAGGAACGCAUGAAAUCUGGUAGCUAAAUUUAGAUCUCACUAUUUAUUGAUAUUUUCAAGAACAGCUAACUGGAGAGUUUGGGGCUAAUUUUUGUAAAAUAUAUUUAAGCUAGCUCUUUUUAAAUUUAAGUAGGCUGCACAAUCAUUUGUUCAUAUUCUAUGUUUAUGUGGCUUUUUCAGUUGACUGAAGAGUUCAGAUUCUAUCAGAAUCCCAUAAAUCAUUCAGGACCUCUUAGUUCUAUAGCAGGAAUAACCAGAACUAUUUGGUAGCUAAUAGAAGCGGGCAUCCUUGUUUCAUCCCUUGAUGUAAUGAAUUAAUAACAGAAUUAAUAUAGAUUCUGAAGUAUUUUCAUUUUAUAAAAAUUAAGAGAUGUUGCAUUGAGGAAAUGAUGAAAAUAUGGUCAUUCUGCAUGUGGAAGUACUUUUGACUUGGUUUUAUCAAUUUCUAUAGCAAUUUCCAAACAGCCAUAGAAAUUAAUUCUAAACUAAAAGGUGGCAACAUGAUUUUCUUUCAUAUCAUGUUGUUUUUUCAACUUCAAAUACCAAAGAAUAUAUUGUUUGACACUUUUAUAUUAAACUUUGCAACCUUAAAAAGAAAACAUGAUUACCAAUAAUCAAGGCCCUAUGUAAAUAAUGAAAGCCAGAUGUUUAUACCAACUUUUCACACACAUGAUAUGUCAUAGAAUGUUCAUUGUUUGACUGAUAAAAAAAAAAAACUCUUGUCAGUUGAUAUGCUACAUUAUCUAGUUUUUUCUGUCCUGUAUUGAAAUGCAUACAGAUUAGGGAAAAACUUAAUUGUCUGAGUAAAUUACAUACCAUGUACCAUUAUAGGCUCAGACUUGGAAAUUGUACAUUUAAUUGUAGUUGACCAGUAGAUAGAAAGCUUAAAGGACUGAAAAAGCUGAAUCAGAUGGGUCCUAAUCUGGGACUUGUAUGACUAGAACCACUGAUUAUUUUAGUAGGGCUUCUUCAUGUUAAGUCAAAACAAGAAUUACUUACAAGAGCAUGUGACCUCAUCUAAAAUCCCUGUUAAAAGCAUUUCUAUUUCAAAUUGCCCUACAACUCUUGGAUUUCCAACAGUUUCCUUAGGUUAACAGUCUAAAUCAUUAUUGACUGGUCUAGAGCUGGGACGGCAGGAGAGAAUUGGCUAUUUCCUUUAAAUUGUGUAAAACCUGAACAUGGUAUUCAAUGUUCUUUCUAGGAGAAUACCAAUCAAACCUGAAUUUCUAAUGAGUUUGAUCAGCAAUUAAAAACACCUAAAUUAUACCAAAUGAACAUAUUUUUAACCAAUUAAAAUUUUCAGCUUUUAUCACUAACAUAAAACAGUCAUCCCAGAACUAUUAAAUAAAUGUUCAGUUUGAACUUUAUGGCAGCAUGACUAAUCUAUUCUUUCUGAAAAAUUUGCAGAUCAAUAUCACUUAACAGCUUUGUAAUAAUUUUCUUUAAUCAGAAAUACAAGGUGAUCACAUCAGGACCACUGCUGUCCUUUUGUUUCUUAUAUUUUUAUCUGAACUAAUUCUGGUCCUAAAGUUCUAAAUUCUAUUAAAUAUCUAAAGAGGCAGAAUUUUGAUUUAUUAUGUAUUUGUUGAUAUUUAUGUGAAAUUAGACAUGUUAUUUAUAUGAAAUAUAAUAUAAAAUCUCCCCAAUUAACCAGCAAAAAUAUUUUGGCUACUCAGAUAAUGCAAAUGAAAAAAUUAUCAAGCAUUAACUCUUUACCUAUCAGGAUUACCUUUCUAUUUUUAGUCUUUCCUUUCUCUGAAUGAAUGAAAAGUAUUUAUUAAGUACUUAUCAUGUGCCAAGCAUGUUAAUAAUAUCCACUAUUAUAGGAAAAACAUAUAAUCUCAGCAUUAGUUUCAAUUUGACUACAGAAAAGUAUAUUGUAAGAAAAUCAGAAGCACUGAAUAUACAAUAAGAAUCACUAAAUAUUGUAAAUAAGAGAUAAAUUCCCUAAAGAGUUAUGGCUCAUAAACCUCCUAUUAAUUCAGUCCUGCAUCAGCACUUUUUGUAAUAGUGGCUUAUAAUGAAGAUAUGAGCAUUAACACUGCAUUUUUAAUUUAUCGCCACAGUAUCAAAGAAGUGUUAAUAGUCAUUUUACUUGUUUUUCUGUGGCAUUAGAUUUAUACAGCUGCCAAAAAUUAGCAUUAUCUUACUGUGUGCAGGAUAGAAAAAUAAAGCAUUGUUUCCCAGCUAUAGAGGCAUGUCUUGAUUUCUCUUCCCACUUUCCUCCUUAAAAACCAAUUCAAAGCAUUUAAAGUUACAAUCCUUUAGUUAAUGGCAGCAUCAGAUUUUGCACAGUUCAAAAUCUUGACCCUAAGCAACAUAAUGAUAUUACACCCUCUGCAAAAUGGAUAGGUCUUUUCUGCUUGGUCUCAAAUUCUCCAAAUUUAAAUUCCAGGCAUGAUUAUUAUCACAUUGGAAAAGUCACAAAUUGAGGCACCUAAUCCCACUGCUUUAAAUUGCUCACUUUAGAAAAUGAAUUAAUUCUUUCAGAAGAUUAGGUCAAUUAUUGGGUGCUAAGGAAUAACUGAGUUUACAGUAAGUUUUCUUAGUUAUAGUCUGAUGUCAAUUUCAAGCAAAGUCAUUCUACUAUGAGUUCCUAAAGAGAAACCAAGAGAUUUUAUGGUAGUGUGGUAUUAUUUUUUGGUAGUAUGGUAUUACCUUCUGCAAAUCAACUCUUUAUAUUUUUUAAGGCAUUUGGGGAAUGGGUGUAGGAAAUAAUUUCAAUUCACAUGGGAUUUAAUAGAUGUCAAGUCUUAUUUUAUUUCUUGUCUGUAGGCCAGACUUUUGAGUCUGUCUAUAUGUUAUAAUUUGAAGGAGUAGGAGAUAGAUAUUCUUUCCCCAAAUAAAAUAGCCUAUAUUGUUCCUUCUCUCCUUGUAGUCAAACUCUUCAUUGAGUCUUGAAGUCUUUCCAUUCUUAAAAAGUUCUCCCUCACCUUUUCACUGCCAAACAGAAAUCUCUUUGGUGCCAUAGUGUGUAAAUGUGGGGUUGGGGAAUAUCCUGUAUUAAGAUAAGCAUGAUUAGUUAGCCCUUUAGUGAGGAUCUCUGGGCAUCUUACUGAGAGGAAGACCCUGAGGAAUAAGCAAAAAAUUAGGCAUUUAGCUGUGUUUUAGUGCCAAAUGCUAACACCACCUUACUUCAGAAUUAUGUCUUAUUAGUCAGACUGCCUGCCACUUACCCUGGGAUUGUUGACUUGUUUAACAAAAACAAUAAAGGGGGUGAGAUGGGGAGAUGAAUAGCAUUCCAUUUCUGGAAACAGAAACUGCAUUUUAUCAAUUCAUCAUCAUAUUUGACCAAGCAAACCACAGCUCAUGGGUUCAAAACCCACCACUGAAGCUGUUGGACAGGCCUUUGAGCAUUGUAAGAAAAGCUACAUGGUUGUUUUCCUAAUAAGAUUUGUAAAUAUUAUAAUUACAUAGAAAUUGUGGAUUAACCAUGAACUGAACACACAUUGUUAAUUUAUCUUGAAAUGAAAAUCAUGCCAAGUUUUACAUAGGUAAGACAUUAAAAUUUGUUUAAAAACAAUACUGAAACAUGCCCAUUCUAUUUGCUACCGCUUAUUGUAGUAGCAUCUUAUUGGUAAUAGUUUUAAGAUUGUUGAGAAAGAUUAGUUUCAUCAGAGACAGAGAUGAAUUAGUGAUUAUCCAUCCUUAAUUUAAUCAAAAUGAAAACAUUAAAUAUUAUUUUAGAGAGCUAUUUAUUAAAGAAUGAUUGUUGUGAACUUUUAGAUGGUGCUUAUGAAUUUGUUUCUUUCCAAAUAGAAAGUGGUAUUCUUUUUUUUAAUUUGAGAAUAAAAGGAGUAUGUAGGGCAAAGUGCCACUCCAUUCUCAGGUCAUUUUUUAACCUAUGUUUAAAGUCAAUAUUUGUGCCACUUGUGAAUUUUUUGGUUUUUUUUCUCCUGUACUGUAUGGUUGUUAUGGUUAACAGGGUAUUCAAUAUCAUUGUUAAAUUGCUCUGAGAAACUUCACAACAAAAUGUAGCCUGUGAUGGGUUAGUUAGCAUUAAAAAAAUACUAAUUUACCCAAGAUAAAUAUAUAUAUAUAUACAUACAUACAUAUAUAUAUAUAUAGGUCAACUAAAAUCAAGGCACUAAUUUUUGUUGUAAUUUUCCAUUUUCAGUACUUUAUUCCAUAACUUAGGAUUCCCCAUGUCUCCAAUCUAUUCUGCAUGAAUUUCACCAUGUUUAGUACCUGGUAAAGCCUAAAAUGUCUUGUCAUUUAUUUGCUUUUUUCAGAAUAUAUCAGAUGUAACAGAAAUGUUAAAGAAAUACAUACCUUUUUGUUAUCACAAACUUUGGUUAUAGUAACAAGAAUUGUGAGCUCUGAUCAAUAUCCAACAGGCUGAUGCUAGAUUUCUAGUGAGUGAUCUGAUGUUGUAUAUUACACAGGUGUGAUGCCUAUGAAUGUAAAUAAUUGAUGAAAAUGACCGUAUCUUUUUGGUUCUUGAUAUGUAAUGUACUAUAAUAUGUGUGUGAAUAUGGAGAUACACACAUGUAUAUGUAUUCCACUCUUGUAAUCUGAACAAAAAGAAUAUGUAUUAUCUUUUUAUACAGUACCUGUGUUUGUGUUUAUUAUUUAAAAAGCAAAAAUGUUUUAUCCAAUUGUAUAAUAUUUUAGGAUAUUUCGCUGUGCACAAUUCCAAGUGCCUUAGAACAUUGUGUAGCUUUCUUAAUUAUAUAUAUAAAUGCAUAUAUGUGUAAAAAUGAGAAAUUUUACCUCAAUAAAACAGUUGGGAAAAUCCCCACUGAGUUUCCACAGUGUAUAAGUUGCCUGAGGUAAGAACUCAGAAUGUUUAUAUUUAUAUAUUAAGAUAACAAAGUAAUAAUGUUCCUUAAAGACUUGGUUUAUCAUUUCCACCCAACUUUCUGAAAAGUGUGAAUUAUGUCUUUUGUAAUGAUUUCAUUCUUAAAAAUCACUGUCCAAGAAAUUACUGUUAAUGUUAAUCAACUAAAGUUUUAAAUGUUUUUCUUUAAUAGUUAUUAAAUAUUGAUGUUUCA
Messenger RNA from Monodelphis domestica (gray short-tailed opossum), 9022 nucleotides. The record is from RefSeq and is a predicted model, not a curated record. Lineage: Eukaryota; Metazoa; Chordata; Mammalia; Didelphimorphia; Didelphidae.